Messenger RNA from Magnolia sinica, 628 nucleotides. RefSeq lists its product as uncharacterized. The transcript has 6 exons. NCBI's taxonomy places the organism in Eukaryota, Viridiplantae, Streptophyta, Magnoliopsida, Magnoliales, Magnoliaceae. The coding region runs from base 48 to 485 and encodes 145 amino acids. The record is from RefSeq and is a predicted model, not a curated record.
CUUUUCUAUUGAAUUGAAUUUUCCUACCAUAGAUUGAAUGCAACUCUAUGGGGAUUCCGACGAUUCCGAGAACACUGAACAGUGCUUCGGUGAUCGAUAUAAUGAAAACUACUUUCGGCGAUGCAAUUGUGGUGCUCUCAUCAGGAAAGGCUGUUGCAGAUGUACAACCACAGUUUGAUGAGCUACGAAAUUGUGACGCAAAUGAAGUUAUCAUGACUGGGCUUGCAGAGAUGGAAUUAUGGAGCUGCAUCCAAGAGCGAUCAAUAGCAUCCCAAGUAAAACACACAGAAAUUGAAUGGUUAUUUAUCUCACUGAGGACUACGGGAAAAGGAGACAACAGGAGCACUCAUUUUGGUAUUGAUCAGGAGGGAGAGCUUAGGCAAGUGGUUUUCUCCAUGCGAGAAGCUUGGAAUCGCAGCCGAACAUGGCUACUUCAUGAGGUGGGCAAGAAAUCAAGAAUGGGAAAUUUGCGGCCAGAGUACUGAAUUUGGGUGGAUACAGAUUGCUGAACCUGUGAUGAAACUUUAUACUGAAGCUACACAUGGUUCUUCUAUUGAAACCAAAGACAGUGCAUUGGUUUGGCACCAUAGGGAUGCAGACCUGGGAUUCAGAUCUGCCCCUAGGCAAA